AUGCUGGGUGGUGGACGCGUAUUUGGUGUUGCGCAUUUGUACGACUUUCCCUGGGCAAGCCUUGGUAAGGCAAAGGUGGUCGACGUGGGUGGAGGUGUCGCGCACGACUUUUUCAAGGCAAAUCCCGGGUAUCAUACUUCCUCCAUGCGCAUUUCUUCAUUCAUUAUUGCGAGCAUUUCGUUCACGCAGAAAGAAAUCAAAAAAAACACUGACCGUCACAGACAUGACUGGUCCGACGACUACUGUGUCGAGAUCCUCUCCAAAAUCAAGACAGCAAUGCAUCCAUCCUCGCGCAUUCUCAUCUGUGAUCAGGUCGUGAAUACUACAGCAGGAUUCCCAAGCAGUAUCUCGUCGGCACCCGAGCCACUGUCGGCAAACUACGGGUAUUUUACACGGUACAGCCACCAGCGGGACAUCACCAUGAUGAGCAUAAUCAACGGGAUUGAGCGUACGCCGGUGGAGUUUCAAAAUAUUAUCGAGCGAGCAGGGCUCGUCAUGAGUAAGAUUUAUGACUGUCGCAGCCCUGUCUCUCUCGUGGAGUGUGUCCUGCCCGAGCAAACUACCAAUGGAGACCAUUAG
Messenger RNA from Penicillium samsonianum, 579 nucleotides. RefSeq lists its product as uncharacterized. Lineage: Eukaryota; Fungi; Ascomycota; Eurotiomycetes; Eurotiales; Aspergillaceae. Gene Ontology annotation, molecular function: O-methyltransferase activity. Bases 1 to 579 code for a protein of 192 amino acids. The transcript is spliced from 4 exons. The record is from RefSeq and is a predicted model, not a curated record.